Molecule: messenger RNA, 928 nt
Organism: Dicrocoelium dendriticum
Lineage: Eukaryota; Metazoa; Platyhelminthes; Trematoda; Plagiorchiida; Dicrocoeliidae
Source: the annotation of a GenBank genome assembly
AGCGAGGCAAGAGCGUACACGUGAGCGCGGGGACUUACAAGGCAGUUGUGUGUCGAGCCGGUUGUAAGAUUAAAACAAGAAGGAGUAAUGUACAAUCGGUCAACAAGUAAAUUGUACACGAAAGAUAAGAGUUAUCUUUUUGGGCGCUACAGAGCUACAGGGCUGAACAUAGAAAGCCUUCGAAAUCGAAAAGGAAUGUUAAAACGAGGUUCGUAAGGCGAAAUCGUGCCGAGUAAAAAUGGGCGUGCGUUCGUGUAAAUGGGGGUUCAUCAUAAGUCGAAGUCCGCUGUGCCGUUUAUGAUUCGCUAUUUAUUGAAUGCAGGGCAGGGUGCAUUUCGGCGAGCCGUUGGAGCGGGCUUGUCGGACUACAAAAAACUGGCUAGUCCAGAAAAAGGCCGACAGGACCUCAACCUCCGCUGCUGCCAAACGGUGCGCUUGGGAGUGGUCUCUCCCCCCGCCGCACACCGCCCCGCGCCAAAGCGACCCUCGUCCCACGAAGAAAACGACCACGGUCCCACGGAGAAGCGACCCUGGUCUCCCGGAGAAGCGAUCCUCGUCCCGCGGAGAAGCGACCCUCGUCUCGCGGAGAAGCGAUCCUCGUCCCGCAGAGAAGCGACCAGUGUUCGCGUCAGGGUCCUCGGAAAGAUUCUUCCUGUGAGCCAGUCGAUCGAAGGGGAGGGUUGGGGCAUGUAAAGACGAGAAAAUAGAAAAACACGCGCAGAAAACGCCAAAAAGAACAAACGAAUGAUCUGCGUGUUUAAAUAUUUUUUGGUUUUUGAAUAACUUUUUUCGAAAAAGGUUUUUCGGAGGUUUUUUGAUAUUUUUGUUUAUUUUCAAAACGUUGAUCGACCAAAAAGGGGACAAAUAUAUACAAUAUCUACAAAGCUAAAAGUAUUUACACUGUACAUAGUCGGAGAAACGGACGGGC